GGAAAAAUUAUCACAAUCAUGGGGAGACUGAUGGAAUUGAAUCAGUGUGUUUGGAUUGCAAAGAUGAAGAUACAACAUUAAAAGGUACAUGUAAAGGCUGAUUUAGAGGGUCAGUUUUUGCUUACGACUAGUUAUGCAUGACCAGCAUAUGUCAUGACGUCACGUCAGAUGGUGUCAUGUAAAUUAGACCCAUGACAUCGGUACAACACAUGUCGGUGUCGAAAGGGAAAAUUGUGCAUGUGUGGGUGGUCGAAAGUCAUGACGUAUGCUAGUCGUGCACGACAGUCGCAAUCAAAAAUCGUAUAUCGUUUUAUUUUUUUUACUCGUUUUAUUUUAAUUUUGCCUGGUAAGUAUUUUCUAGUAAAACAUACAUGUACCCCUCACUGGUUGGUUCUUGCAAGUGAAAUACGACACAAGUAUUUUGCUGAAUGCCAAAUGACUGAAGUUUAGUUAAUAUUAGGGUUAGGAGACCUGAGUGAAUCAAGUUCCAGUUUGGUUUGCUCUGUAUACCGGUAAUGACCCUAGCUGUAACUAAAUACACUCAGAUUCCUAACCUUCAUCACUAACCUUCAGAGUCAUUCAGCAGUGGCUCUACUGAGUGACAUAGGCAGUGUUCACACUUGUUGCCUGGGCGCAAUGCCCGAGUACAGUACUCACUGGGCGCUAAUGUGAACACACCCUUUUCUUCAGGUGCUCAUGCUAGAAUUUGGGCACAUUGCCUGUGCCUAAGUACAAGGUCAAGUCAUUUUCCUCGGGCACAAAAAUGGGCACCGGGUCCCUGUGUACACACCAUUUUUGUUGGUUCUGGGAAAGUCAACUGCUUUGUACUCACUGCUAAGCUCAUGUUUCAAAAUGGCAUCUGGCAGGGUGAAAUGAAGUAACUACUAUACAGUCACUAAUUGGGUUAACUCAAGGUGUGAACACAACCUCAUUGUAUACCGGUACCCAGGCACUGGUUCCUGGACACCAAGUGUGUACAGUCCCUGCGAUUUAUCAGUGUUCUCUCCAUACAUGUUCAUGAUGUCAUCAACUUUGAUUUUAAAAGAGGCAAUGCUGGCAUCUUAGGUUUAAAUGAUUUUUUUGCAAGAAAUUGUAGUACAUGCAGAUUGAGAUGUACAAGUCAUGUACUUGUACCUGUCAUAAGGCUUUAUAAGGAAUGAGGGCAAAAGAAUAAAUAUGCACAUAUGGGUCACAAUAAUAUCAUUAAACCGCAGAUUUACGUGUACUGAAUUUAAACAAAAGGCCAAGUUUUCUCAAUUGAAGGGGCUCGGUCACAGCUGUCUAGUUCAUUUUGUAAAUAAUAAACAUUUAUUGGAUGAGGUUUUCGUGAUAUCCGGAAUAAUCAAGGUCGAGGUAAGGGUUAUCAGUCGAGCCGAAGGCCGAGGCUGAUGAAACUUACCAAGACCUUGACUAUUCAGGAUAUCACAAAAUCCUUAUCUAAUAAUUGUUUUAUUAUACAUUGUUUUGAAGAAAAUAACGACAGACACACCGUCACAAGGAACCUGAAUUGAUACAAUAUUGUUAUUGGAAAUCAUGCAUUGCACGCACAACCUACAGAUUGGUCAGUUAUCUGUUAGCAGAUAAGUAACUAAACUGUAGGUUGCACUGAUUUCCAAAAUUAGCUGCAGGCCCUUUAAGCCAAUGAGAAGAAAGAUAAUGAGUGCAAUGUAUCAUAAUGCCAAUAACAGGCCCUUAUUCAGUGUGAAAAUGGAGAAAUUGCAUUGUACUUGUGAAUGACAAAAUAUCAGCUUCAUGUCACCAAGUUUCAAAUGUUGCUAACAAAAAAAAGGGAACUCUGAAUAACUGUUAGGCUAAAUUAUAAGUUUUCAAAAACCACAAUUACAAUCCAUUUCAAUCUUCUUCAAGUUUGUCCAUCUGUACCUCCUUUUGUGUUUGCCGUCUCAUUUAUACGUUAGCGCAGUUCCCACUGUCUGACUUUUACAGCGAAAUUCUGUGUGUGUUUUGCAAAUUUUAGGUUUUCUGUCCCAUCAAUCAUCUUAGCAGACCUCUUUGGAAACAUAUGUUUACUUGAACGAGUUCAAAAGGUCAUGGUUUGUGAUUCGUGAGUGGUGAAUUUCAAACCGUUUUGUUUGUUUCGCGUUUCAAGGUUCGUUGCUUUGUGAUUGUCCUAUUUCGGGCCCAAUAAUCGACUAGUUAAGUUUGCUCUGCAGAUUUUUUUUUAUCUUUUUAUCACUUUUUAAGUGAUGUUCCAUUAUUUGUUCCUGGAAAAAUGUUCAAAUAGUCUUUGUAUCUUUUAGCUCUGUUGAAGGGACUCCUCUAUUCAGGGGAAAAGAAACCUCCAUACAAUGCUUGCCUCCUUCUUUUGACAAAAAAUCCACUCACCAUCGCAAUUUCCUGUUCUCAGCUGAGCUGGGCGAGCACAUUACAUUGUGAUUUGCAUUAACCCCACCUUCACAAAAACGGUUGACAGAACAGAUAAACCCAAAAUCCCUUCGAAGUUUGCAAUACGCACAGCGCAAUACAAAGAAUUUCGCUGUAAUCAAUUUUGUGACACAGCCCCUUUAAAUGCUGGGGGCAUUUGAUUGAGGAAAUAAGGUAUUUUUAUUGUAUGUAUAGUGGAUUAGAUUAUUUAUGCUGAAACACUAUUCCCUUUUUGAAACAUCACAGUUUAGAUCCUGAUUUUCAAUGGUGCAGUAAAUAUCUUCAGUAACCACAGUAAUGCAAUGUGUUUAACUAUAUAUCUAAUUCUCUCCUAGAGUGGUCCAAGGGACAAAUUUGUCUCGCUCCUUAUAGCGGUGAUAAUGAAUACUAUGAAGCAGUAAUCAAUUCUUUACACAAAGCUUCCAGUGGGCUGAGAAUGGCUGUUGUAACUUUUAUUGGGCAAGUUUAACAUUAUUUUUUAUUCAUUCAUCAACUACUAGUUAACCUAAAGGGUAUGUUAUGAGGUGAUUCGCAGACGACAGACACAGAGGUAAAAAAAUCACUGGGUGGCAUAAAAAAUGUUUGCAGUUUUCUUAGGCUAAUCAACUACAAGUUUGUGCUUAAAUUAAUAAGAUUUUAAAAAGCAAUAUUUUUCUUGGUAUUUUUGAUAGGUGACCACCUAUUUGAAGUGAUCCCUUAUCACAUCAGGGGCGGAUCUACGGGGAGGGUGCAGGGGGUGCGCCCCCCCCUCCCUGAGAUGACUUGCGGUUUUCUAAUACAACUGGUAUUCUGCGAAAAAAAAAACUAUGUGGUUUAUUGGUGUUGAAGUAGAGCAAGAGACGAGUGCACCCCCUCCUAAAAAAAAUCCUGGAUCCGCCCCUGCACAUUGAAUUGGAGAUUUAGUAAUUAUUUUACUCUCCAUGGCACUAUCACCAUGACAUUCAAACUUGGCUGCUCAGAUAAUGAUUUUAGCAAUGUGCAGAUAAAAAGAAAAAAGACACCGGUGGCAAAUUUAAUCGGACCCUUAUUUCUGUUGCAGCUAUGAAUCUGAGGGGAGUGAGACAGUUUCUGAGACAGAUCUUAAAACAAUCAAAGAACGGCCAGGUAUUUGAACAAUUUUCUUCCUCAAUAUGGAAAAGUUGUUAUAGUUAAAAUAACUAUACAUUUUUUAGACUUCUAACACAUUAUUUUUUCUUAUUCAGGUCUCAAAACAAGCAAGGGGGACACAUCAUCCAAAAAGAAAAAGAAAGGUGAAUUCUCCAUUGUGUGCUGAAAGUACUAGUCUUUUUAAAUACAUGUACUAUUGUGACAGCACUUUAUUUUUAGUUAUUUUGUGAUUAAUAAGCCCACUUAUUACUAAAAGCAAUCUCAUUGUCACCCUCACCUCAGUAUUUCAAAGUUAAAGUUAAAGAGUUACAACUUUUGAAGUUUAUCAAGAAACGGUCCAAAUCUGCCUCACCACCUCCGUCUGCUACGUAAAGCAAGUAUGACCCCACAUCCUUGUUUCGACUUUUUUUUCUUUCUUGUGUGGCUUUACGUAGCAGAGGGAGGUGGUGAUGCAGAUUUGGUCCGUUUCUUCAUUUGAUAAACUUGAAAAAGUUGUACUCUUUAACUUUAACUUUGAAAUACUACAUGGGAAUUGACCUUGGGACCUCUUGGACAGAUCACUGGCUGUGAACCAAUCAACUGUACCAGUCCUUUGUAAUAAAUCCAAUAAAUCACAAACUCAGGAGAAACAUUGUUGCAUAACAAAAUGUUAUAACGGAUUGUUUUGGGGAUUUAUACAUUAUACAUUGCAUUACAUUAUAAUAAGAUAAAAACAUCUUUCCCUCCCUCCUUGUCAUACAUAAAUUAUAUUCCUGGAGAACAAGAGGUAAACUGAGAUAUUCUGAUGCAUUUUUCUUGUUAUUUUUGACCCCUAAAUAACAAUUUCUAAAAUCCCCAUACUAAUAUUUCUGUUAUGCAAAAACGAUUCUCCCUUGAGAACUAGAGGUAACUGUGGCGAGUAGGUUUGUAGCCCUUGGGAGUAACAGUUUUCUUUGCACAAAAAGUACAGAAUACUUCUCAAUAAUUGAUUUAAUUAUUGUAAAAAAAACUGCAUUUUGCUGGAAAAUAACACUGAUCGGUGCCUGUGAUCCUGUAACGGCAAAACAGAAGCUAAGUGGUGAUUAGAGCUUACAGCGUAAACCAAAAUAUCCUACCAUCAUGGCUGAUAGUUAUUAAUAAGUAUUUUUCAGAAAAUUCUGCAAAGGUGUUAAAUCACUCACCCCAGCUAUCAUAAGAUUGAACAUAUAUUCUUUUUAUAUUUGUGUCAGGAAAACUAGACAUCUCUGUUCAAUGCAACAAAAAGCUUCCCAGUGGCAGAAGGUCCAUAAACAAACAGAGUAGAUCAGUACUUCUCCAGGAUUUUGAUGCCAUUCAUUCUGAGAAGAUUAACACUCUGGUAAAUCCAGUAAAAACGGAUUUUGAUGAUGACAGUAAAAAGCAGUCUGACAAACGUGAUUGUGAUGAUGAAAUGCUAGCAGAUGGUAAGUUUCCUGAGAAACAGGAAGGCGAGCGCACACUAGCGCAGUCCGCUACAGUUUUAAUAGUUUAAGGUUAUUAAUUUCACCAGUUCAGUAACUUUUACUUUGGAGGCUUAUAGGUGCUUAUCUGAAUAUCUCCAACAGACCUUGCAUCUAGAGGUUCAGAUUCAACCCUCUGCUAUGAUUCUAAAGCACCAAAUAAUCACUGUCUUUGCUUGAGGUGAACCAAAAAAGGUUUAUCAACUUUAUAACUCUUUGUGAACAGUACAUGUAUACAAAAAAAUAUAUAUAUUAUUGGGGUAAUGAAAAUCGUGCAUCAUACCGGGGACUUCGUUACUUAGAGGUUCGUUAUAUCGAGGUUCCACAGUAUUAGUCAGGUCUCUUAUUGCAAAAUAUAGGCCGGAUCGUUACAGACCUGACAAAAGUGUCAAAUUUGGCACAGAGCUUCCUUAGCACCUGCCGAUUAAUACUGGAGGGGGUGCCCAUUACAAAUGGUCCUAAUUACAGAUUAAAGGGGGGGUUAACUUUCACCUGUAAUAGCAGAUUGGGUUCCCUGUGGCGGUACUCUUCUUGUUUGAUUCGGCUAAAAAACAUUAGUUUGAAAUUUUUAAGUUUUCAAGUUGGUAAUGUUUAGUUGUUGUUACACUAUUCAAAAUAGUUUUACAUGUACAUAAUACUGACUAGUGCCCAGUCUCCACACGGUAAGUGUCGCCAUAUUCACUGUGCGGCUAUCGGUGUCACUGCCAAGACUUGCCAGUGAUAAUAUCAUUACAUAUCAAUUUAAACAGAUCACAAAGCCAGCCUUCAAAGAUGUCAUACAAUAACAUAAAACCCAAAUGUACCACAUCCUAAACAACAGAAUCGUUUAAUUUUGACAUGCCACAUGAACGACCUCAUGAACCGUAACUGACAACGCGCCCACUUUGUAAUUUUGCAGCUAAGAUUAGAUUAUAAUUUGCUUCGUUGGUAACCCUGUCCUUGAGAUAAUGAUUAAAACAUGUCAACCUCGUCCUCAGGGGGAAAAGGAGGAGCAAGGAUGGCACAGUUAGUGCCGAACUCGAUCCCCGGUGUCAACACAUCCUUAUUUCAACUUCUCUCUUUUCUGUAUAGCUUUUGACUAGCUUUAAAUACCCUUAAAACGGAGCAUUAAUGGAGAGAGGGGGGUAAAAGGAGCGCACCGUCGACCUCAAGUUUAUCAGUUGUUAUUACUGUCAGGAAUUAUUGCCGUAAAAUAUGGUCGCUUUACCUUUUUCUACCUUUUUAUUAAGCCCUGGGGACGAGGCUGUAAAACAUGCCUCUCCAGGCAUUUUUAACACUCUUUAUUUUUCAGACAUUUGCAUGUAAAAAGAAGUGUAUGAGGUCCCUGCAUGCCUAGACACUGUAAGGAGCUCAUUCACUUCAGAGCUGUCGCACCAGAGUGUUAAUGGUAGGUCUAUACCAUCUUUCAAAAAAAAAGGAAGGUCGUCGCCUGCGUUACAAUUUACAAACAAACUAACUUCAGAAGAGCUGAAAGUUACAGGAACAAGGCCUCUUUUAGCCAACCAAUGAUGCAUCAUUUAUGAAAAUGAGUGUAAUUUGUUUAUGCAAUUAGGCGAAUACCCCGUGGUUACGAAAUCUUACGAUCAUGAAUUCCUCAAGAGCAAUUCAGUUACCAACUUUUCACAAAAUAAUUCUGUGGAAAAUCAGAGGCACCCAACAAGAACAUAGUUCAAAAGCACUUAAGCAUAGCAUUGUUAAACUUGUUUUAGUAUUUAAACUGUAGAUAUAGGCAUAAUUUUCAUCUGUUCGGAUUUCCUAGCUGAAAGUCUAGUGAUCCGAAAAUUAUAGGGAUCAAAACUUACCUUUUCGAAAAUUUCAGCCAGAGAGAAGGCUCCCGAAAAUUCUAGGUGACCUCUUUAGGGCAAAAAUCCGUUAAAAAUGGGCAAUUAUACCAUUUUUUGGAUGCUCGAAAAUCCUAGGAGACGCAGGCAAGCAAGAAAUUUUACAACAAAUUUUCCGAAAACUCUAGAUCUCAAAUCGUCUUCCGAACAGAUAUUUUCCGAAAAUUGACAUUGGGUGCCCCUGGAAAAUUACAGAAAAUACCAAAAAAAGCAAGGGUCAACAAUAAUUAUGGCCUGGUCCCUUAUGAUAAUAGAGUGGUCAUGAUAAAGAAGCCCAUCAGCCCCAACUUUGACCGAACAAACAGAUUUCUGACAGAUUACAUACCGCAAAACUUUGCAUUCACUUAUGCCUAUGUUUCCACACCAGGAGCCUAGAAAUCGGCUUUUAUUGCUGAAUAUCACUCUAAAGAGCUUUACGAAAUAUUUUGUUAGUAGGGGCGUUUUAAACAUGAUUGAAAUUUAGAGAUGGUGACAAAACCAAACACAAAAAAAAAGUCACAAAACGAGACGCAUGAAACAACCGCAAUCUAGUAUUCGUGUUACACCGAUAUAAUGGCUCCUUUGGCUGCUGUGCUGACGUUUUUGAAAAUGAAAGUAGUAUCACAGCUAGACCGUUUAUUCCAGGUUUCACGGUUCCUGAGACUUAGCGCCUGUUAACGUAAAGGUGGGGGACCCCAGGUAGGUGAGGUAACCUACUUAGGUGGGGUAAAAAAAUAACCCUCCUUUACAUGCAAUCUUACAACCUCGCCAUCCUGGGGUGCACUUUCUCAAGACUAUUGAAUGGUCGCUAAGCACGUAAACAAGAAAAAUGCUGGCAAACCACAUCUACGCUCACUUGCUGCUCUUGCUGCAACCUUCAGCGUUAUGGCUUUCUAUUGUUACCUUUAAUAAUUAUGUGAAGCCACCCGGCGCCAAAGUGAAUUUUGUGCGAAUUUGAUGUAUCACGAAUCUGACCCCGACUAGCCAGGGUUACCUCACCUUGAAACGUUGACAUGGCAAAAUUUGACUUCAGCUGAGAGGGUUACCCGAUGUGGCAGACCGGGCUACCCACCUUGAGGGGUCACCUCACCUAUCAUCUAAACGUGAUCAAACUAAAAUGAGAGAAUAUAUGGACAGGCGGGUUACCCCACCUAAGUGGGUUACCAUGCCUACCUGGGGUCCACCUCCUCCAUGUAAACAGGCCCUAAAAGUUAGCCUGUCCCCCUUUCUACAGUUUCAGCAGUUAAACCAUUCACCAUUUAUCAUUUGAGUCAAUCUUGUACCACUCGAGUCUCACUUUUACGACUUGAUAAGCUGUUAUUAUUUUUGGACAUGAGUGCUUCAGUACCAAAUGUAGAGGCUUCAUGAUAAACUGUGCUGUUUUUUGAAGCUUGGGCUAACUUGUUUAUUUUUUCAUUUAUGAGACCAGAUUCUUUUUUGUUUGUUUUUGCUUUGUAACUGCGGGAAUUGUAAAUGAUAUAACUUGUACCACGAUGCUUGCUUCUGUGUCAAAACAUGCACGUGCUUCCAGCAGAUAAAGAGAGACUGAAAGGCAUCCAGGCCUAUGUUGAGCUGAAAGAUUAAUUACCUCCCUAGGAAAGAACUAUUUUGGGUUCUGUUAUUCCGUUAUUUGGUCUUCAUGAACAGGUGUCAUAAAUCCUUGAUAAUAUGUGAUACAACAGACUCUUUGACAAUUUCUUUUUUCUGAAAUUUUGUGUGUGAAUUGCUAUACCAUAUCCUUUCUUUGGCUUAAGGUGACAUGUAACGACAAGUAAUACUUGAUAAAUAAGGCUUAAGCCACACAAUAAGGCCUCCUCUAAUUGAAAUACAUUAGAAUAGGAGAAGAGAACCCCAGAAGCUUAGUACUUGCAAGUUAUGAAGCAAAGACGAGGCCAUCUUAGAAAUGACUCAUGAAAAUGUGGGCGGACUGUGGACUUGCUUUAAGGGCACAGUAAUAAUCAACUUAAUUAUACAAUCAAUAAGCUAAUAAUGGAUGGGAAUGCCAGAUGUUCGAGUGAAAUUGUUGUUUUCAACAUGAGAAGAGCAUUCUCAGUGAUUUAAGGUAUUAAAUAACAAUUUUCAAUCAAAACACCACAGGGACCCCAGCAGGUGAAGUUUACAAUAAUUAAAUCAUGUUUUGCACGCUUCAGUGGCAUAUUUGCAUUGGGCACCCCCUCCAAUAUUCAUGGUACUGCAAUAAGCUAUCGCUGUGCAAAGUUUGGUGCUUUUGUCAGCUCUGUAACGAUCCUGACCUUAAGAGACCUGACUAUAUGUAACAGUAACGCAAUAUUUUCUAAUCCUCCGUCAAGAAGAGAAAGGUCAUCUGUUAUUUAAAAUUUUUGUUGUGUCUGUCAUUUUCAAUUUUCUCAUGUCUUAGUAAUUAAUUUUUCGGGCAACAAGAGGAGCCCGCAAUCUUUAUCUCCAGGUUCCUAUUACGCAUGCGUUGCAUGUACAACUUCAACUGCCCUUCCAUUAGGAACGAAAGGACUAUCCACUGUACGCAAUCUGAUAACGUGCGUGUAAAAGUUUGGAGCUUCUGAUCACGCUUGUUUUGACCAUCUAUCUCGUAAAGUCCGUAAGACUUACGCAAAGCACAGCGUUGGAGGAAGAACGUUUCAAUCUUCGAUCGUUGUCUUCCGCACUCCGUAACCUUCGAUUAUUACUUGUUUAUUUAUAUAUUUCUUUGUUUUCUCACUCAGUAAAGCACCGAUCUUGUAGCCUGCGAAAACAGCCGUUUCUCCGCGCGAAACGUCCCCAGCGGCGUAGAGCGAGGAGAAACGGCUGUUUCCGAAGGCAACCGACCUUCAGAAUUGAAGGUCGCUGGCUCAAUCCUAUGCGCGAACCAACACUCGGGGUCUUGAAAUUACCAACUGAUGAAGAAGUACUGCUUGUACCUUGAAAACGGGUCACAUCCAUGGUUCGGAUAAUUAUGGAACAAAGGUGGUCUCAUCUCCUGCAACGGACAUUUAAUGCUAAUUACAUUCAUUUGACACUUAAACAGGCACUUAAAUAGACCUUUUUAUUUUUUUUAACUCAGGUUUUGAUGAUCAAGACAUGGAGAGACCCUUUUUCACAGUGCCAGCGCCUCAUCCUACAGUUCCUUUACUUCUAUCAGAACCUGGAAUUGAAUCAGUAACACAGGUUAGAAAUAACUGCGUGUUAUUUGUUUGCUUUGUAUGCUCUCCGUUUUCCAAUGAAAAGAAAAUGCGAGCCAGAAACAUGGCAUAAAUAUACAAUGGGAGAGUUUUAGAGCAGGCAAAGUGUACCAAUAUACAUUACAAUGCAAACGUCAAAGGGUUAAGGCGCGGAGGGGGGGAAUCCCUUAUUGGCCUAAACGGGUAUAUGCCGCUUAACAGGGUCUGGUUGAGAGAAGAGAAGAGAGUAUGUUGGUUUGAAAAAUUACGCCCUCCCCCUGCCCGCCCUUGGGUUGGGGGGCUGUCGUGGGUUUGUAACAAAUUCCUUAAUUUAAUGAAAGAUAUUAAUCAUCGUGGAUGAUGUGUAUAAAGGGUUUAGUUUAUCGUUUGUCUCACGAUUGUCACUUUGAUAUUAAUUGCCACGUUUCAACAGCACAGUACAGGUCUUCAUUGGGCGGUAGUGUCGAUUUACUGAGUCUGACUAUUUGUACCACCGUGGUUGUCAGUGAUUGGUGUAUCACGACCCUCGCUCAUGGUUGGUUGGGUUUCGAUCCAAAGCAUUGUUGGUAUUAUCAGAGGAGGAAACUAAUCCCUCAGCGGUCCGUUGUGGUAGCGUUCGGCUGUCAUGUUGUCUGAUUGUAGGCAUCCUUGCUUCAGGAAUCUCAAUUCCACUGUCCCUGUUGAUGUUGUUAGGUUGACGUCUUAUGUGAAUAGCCCCAUUAACUCUACGAGAGUAUUAGUGAGGGUCUCGGUCAAUGAACCUAACUUCGUCCCAGAGGGGAUAAUGCCCGGUCUUAAUGGCGUGUUCAGAAACGGCCGAAGUUUCCAUUAAUGACCGUUUACCUAGGAACUAGUCAUCAAGUAUUUGGUAAUCAGCAACGAAGUUGCCCUUUGCGUGAUUGUUUAAAACUCUUUUUUCUGUAGAUUCCAGCCACCAUUAACCGUUAUUUGAGGGAUUAUCAACGUCAAGGAGUGCAGUUUUUGUUCCGUCACUUUUCAGAAAAUACUGGAGCAAUUCUUGGUGAUGACAUGGGCUUAGGAAAGACUGUUCAGGUUUGGAAAUGAAAUGUUACGUUUUUUCUCGUUCUACAAAGUCUUGCUUGAUUUUGGUUUCCAACAUGCGGUUACAAACAAAAUUAGAGAUAAUUGAAAGAAAACGUCACAAGUACCUGUAACAUUUUUGUACGAUUUGAGGCAUAAUCUUCAGAUCUUUCUUUUUUAUCGGACUUCAUAGAAUAGGGUGUAAACUUGGUAAUUUAACAUACAGACUGUACAUGUAGGUAUCAAUAUUCCUAGUUACGGCUUUUAAGUUGUUUGGCCGCUUUGCUUGGUUCAAACGUCGAACUUUUCACGUACCGAACUUAAUACCUUUUCGGUUCGACCCAAAUGAUAUAAGUUGGACGGUUAAUUCAGACUUCAAACUUAAUUAGUAGGUCUCAAUUCAUUUUCACGAUGUGCCAUGGUCUACAAUGCAUGUUUACCAGUGAAAAUGAAUUGUAGUAAUUUAUGCAUUAGGUUUGAAACGAGGUUGCUCCACAGUCGAAAUUCUCAUUUAAGCAACUCGAACAUACUUCGUGGGUCGACCCAAAUUGAUUCAACGUCGUUCUUUUUAUGUACUUGUUUUUUAUCGAAGGGAUUAGGUUCGGUGCAUGAAAAGUUCGAACUUUGAACUGAGCCUUAGUUGUAAUUCCAUAACAACAGGGCGUAGGCUUUCAAUGUAAGUUCAAAAGAAUCUCUGUACAAACGAUCUGUAAACCUGAUAAUUCCCUUCAGAAGAUAUCCCGGGGAAUCCCGGAGCGUUAUUAGUCUGCAAAACAGUCGGGUUUUUUUUCUUAAAAUCAGUUUAGAGUAGUUUUCAGCUUUUGUUUGACUGUUCGUGCCUACUUGAAUACGCAAAAAUACGGACUGUUUUGCAGUCUACAGCGUUAUACGUUUCUGGGAAACUGUCCCCCUACCCCUUCCCGAAGCCAACGUUAACACUUACUUAGGGAAAAAUGUUGGCUUAAGGGAGGGGUAGGUGGGCAGUUUCCCAGACACUUAUAGGGAUCCGUCAUCCCUAUGAAGCCCAGCAACACAGCACAUUGAGCAGAGGCCCAAGGUCCGAGCCCCAUAAGGGAUAUUGCUUUGCUUGAUUCUUUAUCUUAGCUAUUUGAGAGAAGAAUACAGGAAUAGGUUCCUGUUCUAGUCACAUGGACUCGCUCGAAUACCCAUUAAAAGCACGAUAGAGUACAGCCAUAUGUCUAUGCGCAUUUGUUUCAGGUCAUUGCAUUUGUUGCUGCUAUUCUGAGGAAAACAGGGACAAAGGCUGAUGUAUUCUCCAAAUUUGUGAAUGGCAGAACGAAAGGAAAACAGGUUGUUGAAUUAACCGUGUUUUUUUCCGGGCACUUACAAGGAACUUUUGAUUCGACUGGGAGGGCAGGAGUACGGGAUUUCAAACCAAAUUCGUGCACCCCAUAUAAUUACUUGUCCACCCAAUCUUAUCCCUAGGGAAUAUUUAUGUGCUUGUUACCAACAGGGAAGAGUUAUAGUUCAGGGCCGAGUUGUUCAAAGCUGGGUUAAGAUAACCCAGGGUUAGUGCGAGAUUUGAAUUCAGAUUUGAAAGCUUAAAAGGCAUUUCAGUUUUAAUUCUUUUUGUCUACAAGGAAUUGAGGCUUAAAAAUAACAGUUAUCCGAGGUGUUUUCAACACAAGAAAAAGAAACCUAAUAAUCGGCCUUCAAACUGCUCGUAGUCGAUUUCGUAGUCGAUUUCGUAAGCCUAGUCAGAUCUUAAGUUCCGUUUUUUUCCGUUUCCGUUUACACUGCCAUAUACAUUUAAGUCAAGUAAAGCUCGUAGUUACAAAUAAUAGUCUGUUUAGGGAGUUGGAAGGUGAAGGUCCGUAGAGUAAACAGGACUUUCGAGAAAUGGUCCCAGGACUGAAGGUCUUAACGUUCCAUAAUAUUUUUCCUCAGAAAAGACAACUAAAAUUAAAUUUUAAUUCGAGUUUCUCUUACUUUUGUUCAAAAGUAUUUUCUCGGAUAAUUUUCUUCAGAGCAUCCUAUCAUCAAUUUCUAGAUGAAAAGAAUUAGACUACAAUUACUCCUAUAACUUUCAUUUCUAAGUUUUAAUUUCCCACCAACCGUGGGUUAUCUAAACCCUGCUUUGAUCAACUCCCGCCUGAUUUGUAAAUGACGAUGGCAAUACUCUGCCCGGGGUUAAUUCUGUAGUUGACUGGCAUCCCAUCUAGUGGAGUAGGGGUGCAUAAUAGAGAGCUUUAGAUUCUAAGACGAGGUCGACUACGAGUGCGAGAUCGUUUCUCAAUAUUAAAUAGUGCGUACACCGUGAACCAGCGUCAUUUUGGCGGGAAAACGUGAUAGCCGUCCUCAUUCUACUACGCCUGUUUUAUCCAAAACGUUGUACUGAUGGAAACAAGUUAUCGAAUGUUAGAAGUGUUUUCAUUUCACGAUCGCCAGAAUGAGGGCUUAACCUCCUUCCAUAAAAAUAACCGUGUCAACUUUUCUGGUUAAAAAAAGGUGAAUUGAAACUUUCCAGGGUGUCUAUUUUUCAGGAAAAAAUUUAAGUCAAAAUCUCAUUCUCGUAGUCGUACUCUUCCUCGAAUUUAAAGGUCUUUUAUAAUACUACAGAAAAAAUUCACCGGCCAUGAGGAGGACGUUGCCCAAAGUGCGCCUUUUUGAGGAAUCGAUAUAUAUAUACAGCUAUUUCGAGAAAGGUUGUCGGAAAAAUUGUGCACGCGACAAUCUCGAAAGGUAAUAUGGGUAUGAUAAAUACACUGUUCCUGACACUGUAGCUGCUGUUGCUGCUUUCCUUUAGCACUCGGAACAUAUGUCCAUGGCUUCUCGUGCCAUUCUUUCUUUGAAGAACAGUGACUCAAAACCAUCCACAAUAUUUUCCGGAUUGUCGCGUGCACUUUUUCUGACAACCUUUCUCGAAACAGACAGCUGUAUUUCUGCGACUACAGUUUAUAAACUUCAAGAUUAUAAACUGUUUUUUUUUUUCUCUCGUUUGUUUUAGAAACAUGUUAGCGGAUUUGAGAGAGGGACUUUCCUAAUUGUUAGCCCAGGUUCUGUGAUGUACAACUGGAAAGAAGAACUGGAGACUUGGGGACAUUUCAACACGGGGCUCUUUCAUGGUAAUACCAAAGAGGACACUCUUCAGAGGGCCCAGAGAGGGCGACUAGAUGUGGUGCUAACUACCUAUGAAACCAUGAGAAAUCACUUGGUGAGUAUUGCAAUGCCACAAACGCUGAAGUUGUGACUCCAGAGGCAUGGUUUCUCAGGAGGGGGUGGGGAUAGUUUUGGAGGCAGUAACAGUUUAAAAGCCUACUUCGGUGAAGGAGGACCUUUGUGCCCUCUCGUCGGCACGAUCUGGCCUUAUUGUAUUCUUGUAGUUUUGAAGAAACUUUUCAAACGGGAGCACGAAAAUUAUUUUUCUCUGACACAUUACUUAGUACGUAGGCAAAAGUUUAAGCGGAUAUCUUUAUCCAAGAGAGAUUUCUGACAUAUGUGGCUAUAUUUUUGCUUUUUUAGGAUGAUUUGAACAAGAUUAAAUGGCUAGCGGUAAUAUUAGAUGAAGUUCAUCGCUUGAAAGAUCCCAAAGCUCAAAUAACUAAGGCUGCUAAAGCUCUUAAAGCUAAGAGAAGGUAAAAUGUCCCAAGCUAGUAGGUCUAUUCGAGGCAAACCUCUUUUAAACGGCCAGUUACCAGACUUCCAGCGGCGCAGAAAGUUCCAUAGACUAACGAAUCUCACAUAAAACACCCUGUUUGCCUUCCAAAUUUUGUAUAAGUUAUUAGCUGUGGUCACACUACAGACUUUUACCUAGGUAAAAGCAAUUUACCUAGGGUAAAUUCAUCAAAAAUCUCCCGAGGUCACACUACUGAUAUCGGCUCCCAAGGUUUUCACGCCAGUUGAAAUUCUUGGAGCGUAAAUUUAAGAAGGCAAGAUCCGCAGGGAUCUAGUUAAUCAAAGAGACGUUUUUUUUCUUUUAUCUCGCUGUUAUUUCUUACGCUAAUUCAACGUUCAAGGUGAAGAAAGCCGAAGACGUAGACGACUAGUGCCCCCAAAAUUUCUUUCACAGCGUGAGCUAUGUCCGGUUCUGUCAUCAAGACCUUCGCCGAUGAGCGUCGAUUGGCUAGCAACCUCGGUAUUUCAUUUUUCCUUAGCUAUCGCUUUGGGGUAGCUGUCAAGGGAAACUCUUUUGUUAUCGAGACAUAUUCAAGACCCAGACGAUAAAAUUUCCCCAAGGUAAGUUACCUAGGGAAAAAUCGGUCACACUUUAAAAAUCACGUUUCCCUAGGUAAACUGUCAACAAGUCGAAUUUACCUAGGUAAAAAGUCUGUAGUGUGACCACAGCUAUUGUUUUCAAAUGCGGAUUUUGCUCGCUUAAAAUGUCAGCUUACGCGAACGAAAAUGGACACACAGCGUGUUUGUAAAGACUUUCCAAGUUUCAGCCGACGAGGAAAUGGAUAAAUAAAGUAAACUUGUCGAGUUCUAGACUCAAAAUCUUUUUCAAAUUCGUGCUUGUGUGAUCAGCGCGCGAAAACCAAAACAUAUUGACGUCACAGCCAUGUGUACAUACUCUCUAACACGCCUCUUAGCCAAUCGAAGCGCGCAUACUACCUUAGUUAUUUUAUAAGAGAGGUUAGCAGACACUUCCCUGGCUUGUAUCGGUAUAUUGUUACCAGUAUUAGCCUGAGAAAACAGCCGCCAUUUCGCGACGCCACCACUGGUUUCCCCGCGAAAUAACGUCUGAGAAACGAGGGCAGAAAUUCCAUACUGAUGACGUGUCACUAACCAGAUCUGAUUGGCUUCUGAUUGGUCGUGUAUCAUGGGAAUCUGCUUUAACCAAUCAGUAACACUACCCAGAUCUGGUUAGUGACGCGUCAUCAGUAUAGAAUUUCUGCGCUCAUUUCUCAGACGUUAUUUCGAAAGGAAAGGCCGGUGGCGUCGUGAAAUGUCGUUUGUUUUCUCUAGCUAUACAAGUAUCAACCUAAUUUGGCCUAUCUUCAUGCAGGUAUGGCCUCACAGGAACUCCACUCCAGAAUAGGAUGAGAGAAUUCUGGUGCGUGUUAGACUGGGCUAAUCCAGGCAGUCUCGGAAAAGCUAAACAGUUUGAAUUGGAAUAUGAUGUACCAAUCAGAAAGGGGCAAACGUAUAAUGCCACCAAGAGAGAAUUGGCCCUGGGAAGAAAAAGUGAGUAAAAACACUUAAAAUAAAGCUCUUUUCGGUGAAAUAUCACGGUGUUAACUGUUCCUUGCCUAGUCCUUAGACCUUAUUAUUCCGCGCCGACCACGCGGCCAGAGCGUCUCGGGUCACGUGGUCCAAGCGUCUGGGAUAGGUCACCGUGGUGAAUUGACCGAGAAGGCCUGAGAAAACGCCGUCAAAAGCUGUUCCUAGGUGCUCUGCUCGAAGCAUGCAGAUGCCCAGACUGCUCCAUUCAAAUGUCACGGUUAUGUUUUCCAAAAUGUCAAAUGUACUGUUUGUAUGUCUGUUGGGAGGGGGGGGGAAGGGGACGGGGACCCGUUUUUGUUUGUUUGUUUGUUUCUUUUUUGGAUUCCACGAAGAGCAACCGACUGUUUGUAAACGGUUUCCGUUAUUUUUGUUUCAUCCAUUUCAUUCAUUUAUUUUGCCAUUACCACGUAAAACACACUUACAUUUCACGAUGAAUUUAAAAAAAAUCUUAACGAUUUUAGACUCUAAGUAAUUUAUGUGACAAAUGUUCAAGAUGGCAAUUGCAAGGAAGCUUAUAUAAAACCCGUGGGCUUAUGAACUAGCAAGCUAACAAUAAAUGACUGAAAAGGCCCAAAGUAACCUUUCUUAUUUUUACAUAGCGGAGUCCUAAUGUUUUACGUGGUAAAAACUUUAUGUUCGCAGAAUCGAAGAAGCUCCAAGACAAAAUUGGAAAAGUCUUCCUCAGAAGGACGAAAGACUUGAUAGCAGAUCAACUACCGAGGAAAGGUAACGCUGUUAAUGUAAACUGAGGUUCAAUUCAAAUGAAACUGCGUAUUCUAACGAAGAGCUAGAGCCGGAAAGUUUAAAUUUUUUGCGGUUUACCAAUUUGAUUAAUCAGCUCAGUCACAACCUUAACAAAACAACGGACUUGUAAUGUUUAAACCGGCUUUUCUCGUUUUUGUAUUAAACCUGUUUACACCUUGCUUUUUCAGAUGAACUGGUAGUGUUCUGUCCCUUAACCCCAUUCCAAGAAGAUGUCUAUCAGACUCUCCUUCAAAACCCCGACGUUGAACUGAUCCGAAAAAAGAACUUUCCCUGUGACUGUGGCAGCGGGAUGGACAGGGGCAAGUGUUGUUACAUAGUAAGUAACACAUGGGUGAACAGGAAACGUAAUAUUAUUGAAUAAUAAGUCAUGCAGUGGGGUGAUCAGAAGCAGACGUUGUUACGUGGUAAUUGGGGUAGAGAGUAGGCUUGAAAGUAUACUGCGACACGAGGGAGCUUAAGCAACAACGACGGCGACGGCUACGAAAACAUCACAAGUGAAUUCGCGCAAGUAAUUCAGAUGGGGGGCGUCUAUUAGACAGGGGGCGUUUAUUAGAAAAUGGCGUCUAAUACAAUUUUAGCCGCGCAAAGGGGUCGUUUAUAAGGUCAUUUACGGUUAUGGGGAUGAUAAACCCUAGCUUGGUUCCACAUAGCAUAUUCGAAUUUAGACGCUUCGGGGUUAUAUGAUUCUUAUUCAAGGCCUAGUCAUGGCCUAGCGAUUACACCGUAAGGUUUAGAAGAUGGUGAAUUAACCAAUAAACUCGCUGUUUCAAUAGAGAAUAUUUAGCGGGCGGAAAGAAAAACAAGCGUAAGUGUUCGAAAUGAGGUUGAUUCUUUGAGUCGACAUAGCAGCUUUAUAGAGAUGAUUGGUUGGUUUAUUCUGACACACCCAGCACAUGAAAGUAUUGUAUCCCCGUUUUUUUUUUUUUUUUUUUUUUUUUUUUCUGGCAGUGCGGCAGUGCGAACCCAAAACUGAAGAUCUUGCGUCAAUCAAACGGACAUUCGUACUAGUCAACGUACUUGACUUUUUGCAGUUUCCCCAAAACGUGCCAUUCAGGAUACGACUCAGUUACAACUAAAACUGGCCAAGGUCAUCACGAGUUUUUUACACGAGUUUCUCCGUAGGUUUAAGCUCCACUAUUGGUGGUUCAAUUCCUUUCAGGGUUUUUUCUUUGUCCUUAUAACAUGAUGAAUAUCCCCUUCUCUUAUUUCGGGAGUUUUGAUUGGUUAAACAGUGAAAGGUGCGUUGUGCCAUAUGGAUGCAAUGUUGCAGAAAUAGGAGAUUUUAAUGCUUCCGCGCGCAGUAAAUUUUAGGCAUGGGCACGAUGCAAUUUAGCCAUUACGCAUGAUAUUGCACGAAAUAUUCUACAGGCUCUGAAUUUGAAGUUUUCUGACACAAGUAAUUUUGUGUAUUGCUAGAUACUUUUCCAGUUUUCUGUGGGUAUUUUUUUGUUUGUUUGUAAAGGACUCUAAAGUUGUUUACAAUUUAGAUCAACUUAGGUUCCUGAAAAACGGCCCACCUACCCUUCCCUUAAGCUAACAUUAAGCCUUACUUCUCACUUAAGGCAAAAUGUUGGCUUAGGGGAGGGGUAUUUGGGCAGUUUCUCAGAAGCCUCAAUUUUUUCUGUAUCUAUUGUCUUACAAACAGCUCAGUUCAGAGGGCGAGAAUAUCAAGACUACAACUAUGCGAUUUUUUCAGCUGUUGCUUAAGGUGGCCAAUCAUGCAGCGUUAUUGGCGCCCACGGUCAGACAAACACUAGACCAGCAGGAAAAGGUAGGGCGGCGCCGGCGAACACUCAGCGGUAAAAAUGAUGAAUACAGUCGAACCUCCACUAACCGCCACCUCUCCACAACGGCCACUUUUUUUGGUGGACAGUCCAUACAUUGACUCUUGUUUCAACGUCUCUACAAUGGUUACUUUCUUCUGUCCCCAAGGUGGCCGUUGUAGAGAUGUUCAACUGUAUUAGAGAGCUUUAGAUUCGAGGACGAGGACGACUAGGAGUACGACAUUUUCUCAAUACUGAGUAUUGCUCACGCGUGAACCAGCGUCAUAUUGGCGGGAAAAUGUGAUAGCCGUCGUCAUUCUGCUACGAGUUUUAGCGAGAAUGUCGUAGUGGCGGGAACAAGUUAUCAAAUGUGAGAAGUUUUUUCAUUUUGCUAUAGGGAGAGGGCGUAAUAAAUCUCGUACUCGUUCUCCUCCUCAAAUCUAAAGCUCUCUAAUAAAGCAGGCAGGGCUGUAUCAAAACAACCUCAACUCCAAGCUGUUUUCACCAGUAACUGUAAAAUGGGCUAUUGGUAUUGAGUUUCAAGGGAGUGGGCACUCGAAAGGCAACUGUAAAUUGAAACUACAGUUUGUUUUCAAUUACUGACCUUUGCGCGCCGGAAUUCAUAAAUUUGGUUCUAUGAACUUAGUUGACAAGGGACUUUCCGUGCAAUCUCAGAGAGCUUCGCAAGAAGACAGUUUGAGCGUCAGUACGAAACGAAUCUAAGAUUCAGUUUUAAUGUAGGGAUAGCGCGCAAAACUUCAACUUCUGAAUCACUAUAGCAGAGCUUGAAAAAAACUUCAAUCAAGGGAAUCUGCGCACCUAUCCCUCCCAUAUUAAAUCCAACAUUUGCCUUAAGUGAGAAGUAAAUGUUAAUGUUGGCUUAGGGAAGGGGUAGGUGGGCAGUUUCCCAGAAACGGGACCAUUGCUUUCUUAUCCUAGUUAAUGAUAUAGGUAGAAGAUGACCCGCCUGGACCCAUGCCAAUUGGACAUGUGAGCUUUAAAAGUUACUCGCCCAGGAAGAAAAUGUACUAGUCCUGGAUGACUGGACGGGACUUUUUGCGAGCCCUGUUUAGGGUGGUUGUUCUGUCACGCGUUUCUUUUCUCAUGUCACGCUUUCUUUGUUAUGUAACAUAGCUUAGACGUGUUUCGUCAUAGGUUCACGUGAUAGCUAACUUUGUUUGCUUUUCUGCCUUUUUGUUAUAUUGUGCUCGCCGGUGAAAACGCUUUCUCGUUGCACGUUAAAGUUUUUCUUUCAUUAAAACUGGUUGCCCUUCUGAAGAAGGACCUACGGCUCAUGAUUUUCCCCGGAAAAUGGAUCAAGGUUGAGGGAUUAGAAUAGUGGUCAAUUUACCUUAUCAAUAACCAUGACCCUAUUAAUGUAAUCCUUUUGCCAAAUCUGCUUUUUUGCGCUGAUUUUCUACCCUCUCUAAAUUCAGCACUCUGUUAUCCACGCUAUUAUGCAAGUACAUGGAGAUCCCCUCUUUUUGUUUUCAGGCCAAAGAACUUUGUUUGCGCGUCUUUGCCAGGUAUACAGAGUUUUCAGGUUGUACAGAACUCUCUUCAUUUGAACUCAUGUCUGACCCGAAGUAUUGCGGCAAAAUGAAAGUGCUGGAUAAACUGUUGGGAAUAUUUAGAACCGAACACAGCAAAGUUUUACUGUUUUCACGGUCUACGCAGGUGAGAAUUGUACUUACAGCUGUAAAAUAUACAGUCAUGGAGACCUUAGGUUAAUAAAGUGCAAUGCCGGUUAUGAAGCUCGCCUUUGUUUUGUUAGCUUUUUUGAGCUUGACCAUGCACACAGUCCAAUAGCAAAAACGAGCAAGGACGGAAAAUUGUAGGCCAUGUUCACUGUUUCGUACAAGAUUCCAAAGAUUCCUCAACGUCCCGUUCUGGAAAAGGCUAGAAAAGCCUUGGGGACAAAGAUUCCGCAAAGAUUCGAUUCGUUAUCGAUUAUACCUCUUUGAAAUUGAAGAAAACUUAGUAGACUUGCAUUUUGUCAAGUUCCUGACCAUACACUUUAAAAUCAAUUUAUCAGAUGACACGCUGUCAUUUAAUACAAUAUAUGUUUCUUUCCAGCUUCUUGACAUCUUAGAGGAGUUUGUGAUCAGUAAAGGAAUGGUGUACAGUCGUUUGGACGGAUCGACCAAGGCUGCUGACAGAACUCGUCUGGUGAGAGAAUUCAAUCUCGAUCCCAGCAUUUCCCUGUGUUUAGUAUCGACUAAGGCAGGAGGACUGGGGCUUAACUUCACUGGAGCAAAUGUUGUGAUCAUAUUUGACCCAAACUGGAAUCCCUCCAGUGAUUUACAAGCGCAGGACAGGUUAGUAAAAGGGACGAACACGCAUGGCUUACUAACACUGAGCCUGCGUAGUUGGCCGGCAUGAUAGACAUGAUAGACAUUAGGAAGCUUAAGCAAAGACAUUGUUGGAUUUCGUAUUUGAAAUAAAUAGCGAAAUCCAAAAACGGCCGGGUUUUAACGCCGAAAAAUCCGUCCUUUGAUUUCUGGCUUUCUUUCCUUUUUUGGGGGGGGAAAUCCAGAAAAAGAUUCGAAAACUGUUCUCAGGAACAGCGGUUUUGCACGCGCGCAAAGAAAAAAGCCACUGUUUAUGAGAACAGUUUUGCAAAUCUUUUUAAGGAUUUCCCCAUAAAACUGUUAAGAAGGAAAUCCAUGAAAUCCGAUUUGACUUGUUUGAGUGAAAUGCACCUUAUGUUAGCUUGAGGACAGAUUUUUCGCCCUUGAAAUACGUUUUUGGAUUUUGUGUUUGGUUGUCUGGUAAAACCCGAAAUCCGGGUUCAAAAUCUGAAUCAAUCCAGUCCAGAUUUCGCAAUCAAACGCACCCAUAGUUGAUUUUACGACGUAUAGGUAACUUUGUCAGUCGUUUUACUUUUAAUAUUUUAUUUUUAAUCUUUUUUUGUUCUUUUUUUACAUUGCAGGGCAUACCGCAUUGGUCAAAGGCGAGAUGUUCGAGUAUAUCGCUUGAUAUCGUCCGGAACAAUUGAGGAAAUGAUUUACCUAAGACAAGUGUAUAAGCAGGUAAAAUCCUGGUGCUUCUACUAAACAAUAUAUUCUAAGCGGUGUUUUAUGGGGCGUCGAUAAAACCCGGAACAUGGAACAUUCCGGAACAUUCCGGAACAUGAAAAAAUUCAAAUUUUUUUUAUGAAAAAAUAAUUAAUUAAUUAAAUAAUAAUAGUAAUAAUAAUAAUAAUAAUAACAAUAAUAAAUAAUAAAAAGAACAAUAGAUAGAAAACAAUUUUUGCAAAAAUUUAUAAUAACAAAAUAAAUAACAUGACAUAACAUAAAAACGAAAAAUAAAGAAACAAACAAACAAAGAAAGAAAAAGAAACUGGUAUCAUCUCCGAGUAUGAAAAACAAUAUUUUGUCGCAAUGAAUUUUUUGGGCGAGUGAGGGUCCAUUCAAAUGACAGUAAUGAGUGAAGGCUUGCUUCUAAAUUCAAAAUAUAUUAAAAUGGGUCGCGGGGAGGGGGUUUUCAAGCUUUCCUCACACAGCCACCUCUUGUAAAUGUUUGCCAUGCAGUUUAACGGUUAUCCAUUUACGGCUUUGCGACCGUAAGAAGAGCUUAGGGGCUCGUCGCUUUGGACUUGGAUAAUUAAAUUAAAGAUUCACGUUGGAGUGGCAGUGGUAGCGCAGCGGUAGUUUCUAACUGUUAUCAGUUAGCCUGAAUUUUAGCCGUCUCCCCGCAAACUCCUCUUGCGACUUGACGAGACGUCUGAAAUAUCAUGCUGACUGUAAACAGUAUAGAAACUACUACGAAUGUGAGUAUUGUCCACUAAAAUCCAAAGACAGGAGCCCCUAUACUCUUCUUAAGUUCACAGAGCCGCCUAGUCUGUAAGUAAUUCAUGUCAACCUCAAGUGAAGCAAAGCACCCCAAGUAAGCAAAUGUCGGUUAAUAUAUAUAAGGAGACCAUAUGUCCGCUUGAAAUGAGCUACUCACCGACUUGGAUUGACAUGAAAUACUGCACCGACAUUUCAUACCAUUGCAGAACCGUAAAUGGUUAACCGCCAAAUGAUUAACUUAUGGCAAACAAUUACAAGAGGUGGCUGUGUGAGGAAAGCUUGAAAACCCCCCUCCUCUCGACCCAUUUUAAUAUAUUUUGAAUUUAGAAGCAAGCCUCCACUCAUUACUGUCAUUUCCAUGAACUCUCACUCGUCCAACAAAUUUUAAUUUGUUACGACAAAAUAUUGUUUUCUCAUACUCAGAGAGGAUACCAGUUUCUUUUUCUUGAUUAUUUCAUUAUUUUUCGUUUUUUUUGUUAUUUUAGGUUAUUAUUAAUUUUUACAAAAAUUAUUUUAUUAUUAUUAUUUUAUUAUUUUUUUUUCAUGAGAAUUAUUUUUAUUUUUUCAUGUUCCGGGAUGUUCCGGAAUGUUCCGGUAUGUUCCAGAAUGUUCCGGAAUGUUCCGUGUUCCGGGUUUUAUCGACGGCCUGUUUUAUGGGGACAACCGCGAUUGUGACGACCAUGAGUAUGAGCAAGUUCAUAAGAUGAAAUUUUCUCGUUUAAUUGCGAAAAAUUGAUAAGAUUUCGUCCACUAGGAACAGGGUUCAUACGCUUCUUGAAAACUCUUAAAUUAUAGAGUCCUUUUUCAAGGCCCUGAUAGUCCUUGAAAUCUCCUUCAUUUAUUUUAGCAACGACGACGGCGACGGCUACAAAAACGUCACUUAAAAAGUCAAUUCGCGCUGCCUCAAACUUUAUCGCGCUUAUUCCAUCACGUCUUAUCGGCAAAUUUAUUUGGAGUUGCAAUUGAAUUCUAAAGUAUUGUAUCAAAGUUCAGGAAAAGUUCCCGUCCUCGAGAGAACGUGAAAUUAGGCACUUUCACGUUGUAGUCGUGCAAAGACGGUUAAGAAGUGUACAAAAAAAGCGCGAUGCACGUGCAAAGUUGUUGUUUUGCCAAUCUAAACCUAGUGCAUUUUUGCCGUUCUCGUUGCCUUCUCUGUCGUCGUUGCUUAAGCUCCGUAAUAAGUUCAUGAGGGACCAGACACUCCUUGUGGUCAAACUCUUUAGUAUGAGACACCUGGCUAAGGGCUCGAGAGAAGUCUCGUCCGUUAGUCCUGGAAAAGUAGACUUUUCUUGCUCACCUGCCCAAUGGACAACGUUCCAAGCAAGUCAUCCUCUAACAAAAUCAUUAACUACGGGCUUGUUUACAUGGAGUGGGGGACCCCGGUCUAGUGGGGUUGGUUUCUUUUGUUUUCACGCUCUGGAGGACACAAAACAAAAGAAACCUACCCCACUAGACCGGGGUCCCCCACUCCAUGUAAACAGGGUCUAAGGCGAGCAAGAAGUGACCCCAAGCUGGAAUUCAAUUUUUUUUUCCGAGCCUUGCUGGCGUAAACAAAUUGUUUGUUUUAUUGUUGUUUUUUAUAGCAACUGGCCAACAUCGCCAUAAAGGGGACAAACGAGAGAAGAUAUUUCACUGGAGUGGAAGGCGAUAAGGACAGGCAUGGCGAGCUCUUUGGGUUGGAAAAUUUGUUUUCGUACCGUGCUGAAGGAGCUAGCUUGUCCAAAGACAUUGUCAAAAGAACAGAGAAGCUGGAGGCGGGAUUUAAAGUCACUAACUAUGAAAUAGUACCUGAGAAGAAAUCAGAGAAAGACUCGGAGGACGAGGUUGGAAAUGAAAGUUUUUUAUAUGCCAUUAUUUGCUUGCGAUGAAAAUUUAUUCAGUAACGGACAAGAUAGCAUGCCUUACAUGACAUCAAUGGAGAUUGCUAAAAAGUCACUAAUCCAAAUGACAAUUUUGAGAACGAACUACAAUCAUGGACAAAAGGCUUGGGACACUUGCAUUUCUGAGGCGUUUUCCAAUUCACACAGGUCCAGCUCCUCCCCUCACGCCACAAACAAUGUUGGACACGUGUAUCCAGAAUUUUUUCCGAGUUUCAACUUUGUAUAGGGUGGAGGGAGGGAGAACUGCUAGAAAAUUUCGAAAAGGAUGCACUGUUUCAAGAGCGAACCGAGAAAUGACAGAAAAAGAUGGAUAUUGCAGUACUGUCCCAAGGACUUUUGUCCAGGAUUGUAGUUUUGAAAAUAUUAAUAUAGCUAGAUACAGUUAACCAAAACGUUCUGAAAAGUGAAAUGGCAGCGAUGCUGAAAAAGGCAGAACGGCUGUGAAAAACAAUAAAAAAAGGAAUAUCAAUUCAGAGGAGAAAAUGGAAUUUAAACCAAGUGGUACAAAAUGUUUAAUACGUUGGGCCCCGAGUGCCCAUUGCUAUUUCAGCGGGAGGUCCGGUUGGCCAAUUCCCAGAAUAAGCCCUGCUCAAAGUUUGGAAGUAGUGUUGGUGCUUUUCAAUGCGCUCAAUUGCCACUGAAAAUGAUACUGAAGAAGAAAUUGUGAUUAAUACUGCUCAUAGAUAUGCGGCAUUUCCACAAGAAACAAUUCUCAGAAGACAAAUCAUGACAAUUGGAAAGCGCUCCGACAUGGUUGCCAAAUACCUAUUUUUAAGAUAUACUUCAAGGAAGCAACUAAACGCCGAUUUAACACUUCCACAGAUGCCCGACAAUCCCGCAAAUCCGGAUGAGGACGAAGACCCGUACAACUUGGAAGAAUUUGCUUCGCAGUUAAUCGAAGAUGAACAUCAAGGCGAUCCAACGAGUUCUGAUCCCUCUGAAAACGUCAGUGUCAGUAAAGAGCAAGAAGCAGAUUUAAACAAUGAUGCGGCUAAUAAGUCAAACAUAAAAAGCGUUACUCACUACGAGAAAUUACAUUCUCUUCAAAGUGAGGAACCUUAUUUGAGCGAUUUUGAAGAUCUCAUGAGGGCUGAUAUGACUGGUUCAAACCCCUGCGAUAAAAGUGCUAUGGAAUCGACGAAGGGUUCUGCUGCCAUAAACCAAAUGAGCACUGAGGAUUUUUCUAGCUGUGAAGAUAACGGUAAUGAAUCAGAGGAUCUCUUAAGUAGCUUCACUAGAAUUAAGAACAAAGCUGGUAGUAUGGAUCAUUGCAGUAGAACUGCCACAGAAAGCUGCGAAAUGAUUCCGCCCACAGCAAGUUUAAAAUGUGGACUAGAUUUGAAUACAGCUAACGACCUUUACCCGCCAGAAGGCGAGGAGUUAUCCAGGAGUAGUGAAGAGCAAAUUGAGUCAUUAAGCGAUGAGGACUCUGACGAGGGUCUUUUCACAAGAUCAAAAGAAAAACGCGGAAAACCCAAAAUGGUGUGCGCCCGGCCUAGCAAUCGCUUGAGAGAGGGCCGUAAACGGUUUCGAAGGUGAGGUGACGUGUACUUAUGGAACAAUUAUAGUCUAAGUAUUUAUUCAACCAGUCAGUCCGAGUUUGCAAUUUAUAUGAUUGCUGUUUAGCUAUUUCUGCAUACUGAUAAUGCUACGCUGAACAUUGAAAAGAUCUGUUUCAGCCCCAAAGUGUCAAUUCAGCCUUGCAGGCUUAAGUCUGAUUCAGCUCUUCCUGGAGCCAUUUGAGCACAAUUUAGGCCAAAAAAGCUCUAUCAAAAGGCUAUUCCAGCCCACGGUAGGGCUCAUUUCAGCCCUGGGACCAAAUCAGCCCUAGCUAAUAGGACUGUAUUGGCCCUGAUUUAAGGGAGCCAAAUUAGACUCAAAAAUAAGACUGUAUUUUACUCAUCGAAAUGGCCCUAUUUUUAGGGCUAAAACAGAUCUUUUUUAUUUAGAGUGUAUACAAGUUUUCGUCUUUGAAUUUGAAACAAACCCUAAUGCUAUACCAUUCAAAUGAAAAAGGUUCUGGGACCAGUUGUUCGAAGGUCGAUUAGCGCUAACCUGGGUUGAAUUUUAAUCCGAGUUUCUUUUUCUUUUGUUCAAAAGCAUUUUGUGGGAUAAUUUUCUUUAUUUAGAAAAACAAAUUUGUGUGAAGCAUGAAUUUGCUUUUUAAGCUUUUAUAUGUAAAUUCAAAACUCGAACUAUCCCUGGGUUAACAUAACCCAGCUUUGAACAACCCGGCCCUGUUUAUCAUGCUGUAUCAAGAUGGUUAACUUCUUAUUUGGUGGAAGUUUGUAAGUAUUCCUGUCCAAAUGAAGACUGCUAUUAAAUAGGGGAGGAAAAGACGGAUUUAUUAGUUUCACUUGCCUUUCACUGUUUGAGUAGAUUUCCUGGAAAGAAGACUCCGAUUGAUGACGUUAAUAGCAAGGAAAUUGAUGUAAAACGAUCAAGAAAAGAAGAUUCAGUUGAGCAGAUUUUGGGUACGUCAUACAGGAUAAACAUUCCAUGUAGUGUCACGUAGUUUUAGUUGUUUAAUUUUUUGUUUGUAUGUUUGUACCAAGUUUACACCCCCGUACAAAAUUGGUUCUUAUUACGAAAUUUCACUCCUACGGAAUAAACAUCUAGGUUGAUUUAUAUGACUUGGAACCAUUUCUUACUCUGUAAGGCUGGUUCGAAUGAUAUUUCAUGUUUUCUUACUUUCUUGCAAAGCCAUGCCAUGAAAAAACCGCUGGCUCUUCCCUAUUCCUUCAGCCGAUAUGGCUCCGCUGGUAAGGAGGCCUAAAUUCCCUUACCACAAACUGUUUUUAGAAUAUUCCACAAAAUACAACCCCACUUAAUGUUUUUUGGUCUCCGUUUGCAGCUCUUCAAGGUAGUCGAUUCACCCCCUCUUUUAAUUUUGUUCUUAUUGCUUUUAUCUUGGUCACUUAAGUUACUCAACAAGCUUUUAAGGCUUUUUUCUUUGCAUCUGUAGAGUCGUGUGGAGUUCGUUACACCCACGCCAAUAAGAACAUUGUUGGACCGAGCGAGGCAGAAAAUCACAUGACCAAACAGGCGCUGCAGGAUGUGUUUGAACUGAGGCAGUUUUCCCAACAACCUGCUAAUUGCUUUCCAGCCCUGGAGGUAAUAUGCCCUAGAAUCAUUAUGUAACGUUAUAGAAGUUUGUCAUCACUUCUUAAGUCUGGACAGUCACCCUCCAUCACACAAAUGAAAACUGUUUUACUAAUUGUUUUUUGUCUCAGACAAGUGACGAAAGCGAUGACCUUGGAGAGAGUCCUCGGAAGGAAAAACAGGAUGCACAAAAGCCUACUGAAAAACCGGAAGCUGGGACAAGUAGUUCAUAUUCACCGCCAUCAAAUCGGUAAGACACCCACUACUUGCCUAACACUGAAGUCGAAGUUAAACGUGCGUGUCGUUAAAUGCUAACGUUAUGCCCUAAACAAAAGCACUCAAGAAAUUUAGAGGUUGCUACUGUUUUACCGACAAAGUGGGAAAACGUAGUUGAUUUUAGCCACGACAGUAUCAUGCCAUAACGCGUUUGAUAUCGCGCGCAUCUUCAAAAGUGUGCCCUACAAUCCUGCAAACUUCGAAGAAGAAUCAGAUUUUCACUCCUGAGAAUUAGUUAUUGUGGCUGAUAAAUCGCGCGUUAACCUUCUGUAACGUCACUUGUAUCGUGUAGACUUUGCAUAAACAAUGUUCUUGUGUAAUGUGUGGUGUGACAUAUUCGGUGUGGCUUGCUCAUUCCAAAUCGUUAGAACCUCCUGAGAUUAACAUGGAUAUGGAAUAAUUGUAUUACUCUGGCGGUAAUAACUUUUUUGUGUGUUUUUGUUGUUGUUGUUGUUGUUGUUGUUUGGAUAAGAAAACUAUUUUUAACAAAUAGUUCUCAUUUUUUCUAAGUAUCCGAAAACGCAAGUCAAAAUAAAAUCAGAUUGUUACCAAUCACUCACCGAUGCGUAGGUUUUUUUUUUAAUUAUUUAUUUUGAUUUUUUUAUCAUUAUUAUAUUUAAUAUUAUUAUUUUUAGGUCACUAAUAAUUGACCAGGGCGCCAAAGUGGAAAGGAUUGGUAACAACACUGUUUUUGUUGGAUCUACUCCCCGAGGAAUUCGUCGACAACAUUUUCGGGAGAUGUCGGAUAAAUUCGGUUUUUCUUCGCAAGCUGAUUUUGCCAAAGCUGUCGUAAGAAGCAACGACAAAGAAAGGUGGGAGAUGCUGAAACGUUAUUAUGUAACCAGUAAUCCGGUUUUGUCUGGUCUGUCUAACUUUACAGCUUGUGAGGUGAAGUCUGAGGGCCGUAAGGAGAGCGAAAGUUUAAAGCGCGCUCAGCGGUCUUUGAAGAGAACGCAGGAAAACAGAAGCCAUGAAAUGUCCAAAAACGCCAAAAGGAAACCACAAAACAGUAGAGCGAAGAAAGGGAUCCUUGGGAAAAAUAUGGUAUGUGAAAAAACUCGUGAUAGACUUGAGAAUCAAGAGCAAGAAAUCUUAGAUUGUCCUCCGCGUAAAACAGCUAAAUCGUCCACUGUUUCUGAGGUUAGUCAUGCUGUCAAGUUGAAGAAAAGUGCGGGUUUGAUUGAAUCUAGAGAUACCUUCAAGGGUCCCACCCAUAAUGGGGAAGAAAGCGUUAAUUCUACCAACUGUGGGUCUAAACUGAAGGAGCAUGCCUUUAAUCAGAGAAAUCAAUCGCCUCAAGAACACAGAAAAUACAAUUCGAAAGAGUCGCAAUCGAAUGCAGACACCGAAGCAAACAUUCAGGAAUCGUCUUUUGCUAGUACCUCAUGUGCUUCAGUUUCAAUUCUCGAUGUAUUUUUAUCUAAUGGUUCUGAUGUCGGCGAAAGAAAACACACAUCUGCGAAUAACAGAGUCUGCCAAGUGAAAAGUUGUAGCGAUAAAAAGCAAGAUGGUUACUGCGACAAAAGAAACGAAAAAGAAGCUUUCAAGUUAAAGAAGAAACCCACCUCUAUUUUAGAUGACUUUAUUUAGCUUCAUUGUUUCAGAUGAUAAAUUAUGACAGACCAGCGUUUGUCCAUUUGAGAAUAGAAUAUUAAAGAAUUUUAGUUUUUAAGAGACCACUAAUUAUAUUGCGACUUUUAAAACGUUAAAAAGAAACUAGGCU
Molecule: messenger RNA, 29428 nt
Organism: Porites lobata
Lineage: Eukaryota; Metazoa; Cnidaria; Anthozoa; Scleractinia; Poritidae
Source: the annotation of a GenBank genome assembly